Messenger RNA from Canariomyces notabilis, 2409 nucleotides. Its product is annotated as MFS general substrate transporter. The transcript has 4 exons. NCBI's taxonomy places the organism in Eukaryota, Fungi, Ascomycota, Sordariomycetes, Sordariales, Chaetomiaceae. The record is from RefSeq and is a predicted model, not a curated record. Bases 402 to 1970 code for a protein of 522 amino acids. Gene Ontology annotation, molecular function: transmembrane transporter activity. Gene Ontology annotation, biological process: transmembrane transport. Gene Ontology annotation, cellular component: membrane.
CGCGAAGAUCCAGGAUUCCUACAACGUUUCUGCACAACAUCUCUCAACUGACUGGUUCCUGGACCCCACACCUGGGAUGCACCAGGCUUACAGCACUGUACCGACCAUGCGGUUCUUGGUUGAAGGGGUCGACUUACCCCACCUCCCUCAAUCCAAGGUAUCUUGGCGCGUGUUAUUUCUCGCGUGAGUUCUCUGCAAAAUUCCAGGCUGCUACUCUUGGAUGGUUUUUAUGAAGGUGCUUCAUUCUCCAUUGUCCUUACUCAUUGCUUCCUCAGUGCUCGCGUCCCAUCUCGACCCCCAGCGUCGCGAGCUCCUGAGGUUGCAUGACCGAGCUUCGCUUCACGGCUGGUUUCACUCUCAUCAGGAUACAUUGAGCCCCAAGGUUAAUCUCAUCACCAAUCAUGUCGAACAGCAAAGACGACCAGCCUGGCCCACGCGAGCAGGAAAAUGAAGCCGGCGGAAAGGCGUCCGAGGACUCUACCACUGUCGGUAGCUCUGUUCGCUGGGAGGACAUCUUGGCCCUACAGGAUCUCGACCCCGCGCUUGAUAGAAAGAUGCAUCUGCUCAAUAAUGCCAUUGACGACCUUGGCUGGACCCCAUAUCAUACCAAGCUGUUCUUCUUGAAUGGCUUUGGGUACGCGGUCGACUCGCUCAUCUUACUCCUCCAGUCCGUGAUUGCAGGUCCUGCCUUCCGCGAGUUUGGUGAAGUUGGCUACCCGAGCGCAUUGACGAUAGCCGUUUAUGUUGGCAUGCUCGCAGGCGCCUUGUUCUGGGGGCUAGGGGCCGACAUCAUUGGCCGUCGCCACGCUUUCAACAUAUCUCUGAUGAUAUGCUCCAUCUCGGCCAUCAUUGCAGGGGGGAUGGUCAAUUGGGCGUCCCUCGGCCUCUUCGUCGCGUUAAUAGGUUUUGGCGGUGGCGGCAAUCUCAUCUUGGAUACCACAGUUUUCUUGGAGUAUCUUCCCAGCGACAAGCAAUGGGCUGUGACACUCCUGGCCGCUUGGUGGGGACUCGGGCAGGCUGUCACGGGCUUCAUCGCCUGGGGUUUCUUGGUCCCUGAGCAGUGGAAUUGCGCAUCAGUCGAGACUUGCACCAGGGACAACAACAUGGGGUGGCGAUACGUGAUGUUCACUAGCGGCGCCCUCGUCUUCGUCAUGUCAAUUCUCCGUCUCACAAUCAUCCGGCUCAGGGAGACACCAAAGUACCUCCUCGGCAUGGGCCGGGACGAAGAGGUUGUGGCCACUUUCCAGUUUCUUGCAGAAAAGUACAACCGGCCCUGCCACCUGACGGUCGAGAAACUAGACGCCUGCGGUGUCGUGACGAGCGCGCACAGCAAGAACCGCUUCUCACUCGCCGAAACGUUAGUGCAUCUCCGGGGGCUUUUCGCCACGCGGAAAAUCUCCAUCUCAACCGCCAUGAUCUGGGUUUCCUGGGCCAUGGUUGGGCUGGCGUACCCGCUCUUCUACGUCUUCCUGCCGACCUACCUCGCCUCGCGGGGUGCAUCGCUGGAUGUGUCAACAUUCGACUCGUGGCGGAACUACGCCCUGACCAACAUCAGCUCCAUCUUCGGUCCCGUGCUGGCGGGAUGGAUGUGCAACCAGCCGCUGCUGGGGCGGCGGUACACGAUGCUCAUAGGCGCACUGAUGACGGCGGGCUUCUUCUUUGCCUACACAGCGGUGCGCACCGCCGAGCAGAACGUCGGAUUCUCGUGCGCCAUCGGAUUCAGCUUGAAUGUCUACUACGGCACGCUGUACGCCUACACUCCCGAGGUGCUGCCCAGUGCGCACAGGGCGACGGGGAACGGGGUGGCUGUGGCGUGCAACAGGGUUAUGGGCAUCCUUUCGGCCGUGAUUGCGACUGUGGCGGAUACGUCGACCAGCGCGCCGAUUUAUAUCUGUGGCGGGCUGUUGGUGGCAAUGGGCCUUGUUGCGGCCGUGUUUCCAUUUGAGCCGUACGGCAGAAGAAGCUCGUGAGGGGUAUGACUGACGCGGUUCGAUGGGCAGGGAUGGCAGGAAGCGGAUGAACAUUGUUGUCCUUUCGUUGGCGAUGGAGUAGGAUAUGGUGUUGGGAGUUGUGGAUGGGGGUUACCACAGGUAUAGAUGCAUAGCGAGCGGCAUUUGCUUCAACGCCAUACUGUGCCAAACCAACCAUGGCAAUAUCAACUCUUGCCUCUUAUGGAGGGGUUUCACCCCUAUCUGCCCUCGGCCAUUACCUCUAUUCUGUCUCAAGAAAAUGGACACCCACAAGUUUAUGGUCCAGGAGACCAGGACUACGGACGAGGAUAUUGUUUGUAGGGUCCAUACCAGAUGAAUAUCCUGUGGUAGAUAUCACCCUGGAGCUAGUACCAGCAAGGCACUACAAUAGCUUACGUUAUACGACGCAUGCAAAGGAGGGAUGUUUGUAAACCGAGCC